AUCUAACCAGCGAUAACGCCUAACGCUCCAAUAACGCCAAAAUGCCACCCCUAAUCUCCUCCCUCACCCUCCGUACCCUGCGAACAAUCAUCCAGCGCCCCUCCAUCGCCGCCACCGCAAUCAAAACAACCUCGUGCUUCCAACCUAUCCUCCGCACACCCGCCGCCCUCGCCGGCUUCACAACAGCACGACUGACAAUCGCACCAGCAGGCCCCUCCGCUCUCCUGCGCCGCCAAUUCUCCACCUCCCCGUUCCGUCAGGCAACAUGCAACCAGGUCCGUCGCGGGUGCCGAGUUUCGCAGCGGGCGCGGAGAUCGAGGUCUCCGGCGCUGGUGGAUAGGUCACAGAUGAAGGGCGUUUGUUUGAAGACUGGUAUUACGAAGCCGAAGAAGCCGAACUCGGGUGAAAGGAAGACGGCAAGAGUUAGGUUGAGUAGUGGGAAGGUCAUUACGGCUUACAUUCCGGGCGAGGGUCACAAUGUCCAGCAGCACAGUGUAGUUCUGGUUCGUGGUGGCAGAGCUCAGGAUUGUCCUGGUGUGAAAUAUCACUUAGUUCGUGGUGCUAUGGAUUUGGGUGGUGUUGCCAGCCGUCUGACCAGCCGGUCGAAAUACGGAACAAAGAAGCCCAAGAAGGACUAAAGGGAUUGAAUUGGAUCCGGUGUUAGGGCACGAAUGGAUAUGGUUUCAUGAGUUUCUGUCAUUGUACCAUUCUUUGAUAUUAUUGUACUGGGUUUCGUUAUUACCAUAUCUUAUUAGAAAAAGCGUGUAUAUUAUGAGACAAUUCUGUUAUUCUGUUCGGGUGGUAUUGUUCCCUUUCUACAAAUAUCCAUAAAUGGCCUUCGAACUCGAAGUGCAAUGUACUUGUCACAUUGUCACAUGCAUAGUGAAGAGGACCAGACCAACCUCGGGUUCUUCAUAUCCAGCCACA
This is a messenger RNA of Aspergillus ruber CBS 135680, 927 nucleotides long. RefSeq names its product mitochondrial 37S ribosomal protein uS12m. Lineage: Eukaryota; Fungi; Ascomycota; Eurotiomycetes; Eurotiales; Aspergillaceae. The transcript has 3 exons. Gene Ontology annotation, biological process: translation. Gene Ontology annotation, molecular function: structural constituent of ribosome. Gene Ontology annotation, cellular component: ribosome; small ribosomal subunit. The record is from RefSeq and is a predicted model, not a curated record. The coding region runs from base 42 to 638 and encodes 198 amino acids.